UAUAUACAUGAUCUAUUAAGCAUGUAAGUUUGUUGAUUGACGGUUUUCGCCUUUCACUCCGGUUCCAUCCUCUGGUAUUUUAAACUCAUAAAGUAAGGAGUCGCCUGAUAAAGCAGGAUAUUUAAACCCUCCAGCCAGGCUUCCUACCCUCUAAAGAGUAUUUCCAACCCAACAGAAUUGACAGAGACUUCACUUAGAUACAGCAGGCUAAAUAUCGGGUACAUUUAUAUCGAGUUACAGAGCAACAUUCCAUAACUUAUUCAGUUUCGUUGGACAUUUUGCAUUCGUGUAAUCUUUACCCAAUUUUCUUUAGAAUUGUAAUAUAUCUUUUGUUUGAUCAGAGGAUAAAAUCUGUUUAGUGAUUUAAUUUUUUUUCGGAUAGAAUUUCAAAUAUCGGAAGUUUGGACUUUUUUUGAUUUGUAAAUAUAGACUUCACCAAUAGAUGUGACGUUUGGUAUCUAUAGAAAAGGAUUUCAUAAAAGUGCAUGAUGUGCCUUGGAAGGAGGUAUAUUUCGGUACAACUGGAAAAUUAAUUUUAAAAGAAUCCGUGAAGAACAAUUCGUAAGAGCGACUUUUUCCUUGUAAGAUGUCUGCCUAUAACUGUUCAGAUCCUAGCUCUAUCUCGAAUGGCUACUAUGUAGUAGAUAAGACUUACUAUGUGGACGGGGAUCAGGUAUACUUUGUGUGCCACUCCUCCUAUACUCUGAAUGGGAACCCCGUAUUUACGUGUGACGGGACCACUGGGAAUUGGUCGGGAACAUACCCAACAUGUUCCUCCACAACCACAACAACUGCGGCUCCAGACUAUGAAGAAUGGCUGUAUGUGGGAAUCGGAGUGAUUUCAUUUAUUGGUCUCAUUCUCCUGCUGAUCUUACUUUUACUGUUCCUGAAAUAUUGCUUACGUCUUUGCAGGAAAUGGUCACGCGUGAGUGCACUCCAUGGAAUCAAUGAACAGGUAGAGAUCGGCUGCUGUUACGCUUGCUGCACUAGAUGUUGUCUCAAGUGCUGGUCGUGCUGUCAGGAAAGCGGUGACGUCAUAAACGAGACAGGAACAAAAUCGAAAGCAAAACAAGUUCCCAAACAGAACUAUACCUCGUCAAAUUCAAAUUCGGUAUCGGUGAUUUCAGAAGAAACCGUGGAAACAUCGGUAACACCAUCCUUGAUUAAAAGAGAAGUGAAGCCGGCCAGAGAAUUAAACACAUGGAUGCCACACACCCAUGGAGUUAGAAACAACAACACCAGUACCAAAUAAUGGGAUGUGUUAUUUAUACAUUAAAUUGUAUGAAAGAACUGCCCCUGAAAGCAAACUGAUUUUUUAAACAAAGAACAAGGUGUUACUUCACUUUUUUUUUUAUUUCUUGUUUAAAAUUUUGCUUAUUCGCAAAUACACGUAUUGCAUAUUGACGACAUAACUUAAAGAUUAUGUGAAGUUUCUCCUAACGGGGAUUGUGUACUUAAAUUAUAGGGUAGAAAUGUAAAUAGUGUAAUAGGCUACACAUCUGUACUGUACUGUAUUUGUGCCAAAAAAUAUACUGUGAUAAAGAUUUGCUUUGAGAAUUUUUAUUUAUUAGCAAUUACUUUGUUAAUUUCUU
Molecule: messenger RNA, 1592 nt
Organism: Saccostrea echinata
Lineage: Eukaryota; Metazoa; Mollusca; Bivalvia; Ostreida; Ostreidae
Exons: 3
Coding region: 587-1252 (221 amino acids)
Source: RefSeq, a predicted model, not a curated record